UUUCUCUGCUAGGUGCAGCAUGUAUGUGAGCGUGUGUGAGCCAGCAGAGCCGCCUGUGUGUUUACAUGUCAGCCUAUCAGUGCGGCCGGAUUUAGCGCAUCUGGAGAGGACGAAGGCAUUUCUCAAAUGCCCCCCCACCCCUCAAACAAGGGAUUCUCGUCUCUGCGUAUAUUCCUCCUCUUCCCCGUCCUAAUCUAGCCUGCCCUGAAAUCCUGCAUCCCUGACUCCAUGCUUUCGGAGGCAUUUUGAAUUUCCUUGGCAACAUGGAGCUGCCUGAAUUAGAAUUCUCUGCAUGACAGUCCUGGUAAGCAGUAGGAUGGUGUCAGGGGAGGCAGGAGGGCACAGAUACUUGGUGGUAUGCUGGCAGCCCAUUCUGAUCCUGAUGCUAGGCACCGUCCUUUCAGGCUCCACCACCGGCUGCCCUUCAAAAUGUGACUGCAAUGCCCAGGAACGUUCAGUUGUGUGCCAUCGACGAAGACUGGCAGCCCUUCCUGAGGGCAUCCCCACUGAGACAAGACUGUUAGACCUCAGCAAAAAUCGUUUGAAGUCACUGGGGCCUGAGGAGUUCAUUAAUUACCCUCAGCUGGAGGAGCUGCAACUCAACGAAAACACUAUUUCAUCCAUCGAGCCUGGGGCUUUCGGCAACUUGAUGAACCUUCGAACUCUAGGUUUGCGCAACAACCAGCUGAAGCUCAUUCAACUUGGGGUUUUUACAGGCCUGACCAACCUCACACAGCUGGAUAUAAGUGAGAACAAAAUUGUCAUUUUGCUUGAUAAUACGUUCCAAGARCUGUACAACCUGAGGGCUUUGGAAGUUGGUGACAAUGACCUAGUCUUCAUAUCACAUCGGUCGUUUCAUGGUCUCAGCAACCUUGAAAGCCUAGAUAUAGAGGGAUACAAACUAGCCUCAGUUCCCACUGAUGCCCUUAGCCAUCUYCAUAACCUGUUGUCACUUCGAUUACGUUAUCUGAAUGUCACUGUCGUAAGGGAUUACUCCUUUAAAAGGUUGUAUCGACUGAGAGCACUUGAAAUUUCUCAUAUGUCUGCCCUGGAAACCAUGACACCAAAAUGCUUGUUUGGACUCAACCUCACAUCAUUGUCCAUCACAAACUGUAAUCUCACUGUCAUCCCCUACGAAGCCAUCAAUCACCUCAGAUWUCUUCGGUUUUUAAAUCUAUCCUUCAACCCCAUUCAUACUGUGGAAGGGAACCAGUUGUUCAGUCUACAGAAGCUUCAGGCUUUUCAUCUAGCUGGUGGGAGAUUGGUUUCCAUUGAGCAUUACUCUUUCAGAGGACUCAAUCAUCUUCGUGUUCUUAAUGUGUCAAGCAAUAGCUUGAGCACCCUUGAGGAAUCUGUUUUUCACUCAGUGGGGAAUCUGGAAACCCUGGCUUUGUUUGACAACCCCUUAGCCUGCGACUGCCGCUUACUGUGGGUCUUCCGUCGGCGAUGGAGGCUCAACUUUAACAAACAGCAGCCCAUUUGUGCAUCACCCGAGGUUGUACAGGGAAAAGAGUUCAAAGAUUUUCCAGACAUACUCCCUCCUGAUUACUUCACCUGCCAGAAAUCAAAGAUUGUGGAUUACAAAGUACAAGAAAGCCAUGUAGAUGAAGGAACUACAGUUUAUUUUUCUUGCCAGGCUGAAGGUAAUCCAGCUCCAGUGAUAAUGUGGUUUUCCCCUAAGAAGGAAUACAUAACUACAAAGACUAUGGGGUCAAGACUUUCUGUGUCUACUGAGGGUACUCUGGAGGUGCGUUAUGCCCAAAUUCAGGACAAUGGCACCUAUGUGUGCAUUGCCAGUAAUGCAGCAGGCAAUGACACAAAAUCUGCUCACCUUUUUGUGCACAGCUACUCUCCCAAUUGGCCCCACCAGCCAAACAAGACAUUUGCUUUUAUUUCCAACCAGCCAAGCGAUGAAGGUGCUAAUGUGACUCGAGCAACAGUUCCAUUUCCAUUUGAUGUGAAAACACUUGUUGUUGCAACCACAAUGGGAUUUAUUUCUUUUCUUGGAGUGGUCCUCUUUUGUCUCAUAAUAUUAUUCCUCUGGAGUAGAGGGAAAGACAAUACCAAGUCAAGUAUUGAGGUUGAAUAUGUGCCACGAAAGGAGGAAACAGAGGAGGCCAGUCCAACUGAAGCACCUGUACAAUUCAACAUGAAAAUCAUGUGAACCCCAAAAGGAGCUUAUGUAAGAUUACAAACUGCAGCUGGGAGGCCUACUUUCCUUGUCUAAAACAUGUAAUCAGUUUAUGAGUGAUAGCACAGCAGCAAGUGCAUUUUGAAAUUAUACCCUUGACAUUUUUUUUUUUUACUUCAGGGACUAAAUCUUUCAAGCAAAUGUUUAACAAUGGUUCAGAAUACAAUAUGUGUAUGUAUUGUACAGUAUGUUAACAUGCACUCAACAACCAGAUUUGUGUAUGGAAUCAAACACAGGUUGCAUAUGAAUAAAGCACAUUACAGUACAUGAUGAAGGGGUUACUAUUGAUGAGAGUUUGAAAAUGUUUUUUAUGGAUGAAGCUGAUGGCUCUGCUCUUGACUGGAAUACAACAAUCAAAGUACACGCCCUCCCCAUACUCUUAAGAAAAUGACAUUUAUAACAUAAAUAGUAUUACUUUUAGAUAAAUCAAUAGGGAAUUGUGACCAUGGUUUUUGCUAAAUGAUCCACUUUUGAGAAAAGUUCACACACAGUUCAAAGGCAGGAGGUUUCAUAAAAAGGUUACAGAGGAAAUAAUAGAAUGUUCAGAAUGGUGUAAUAUUAGAUCUUGGAAAACAAACUUGCAUCUUCUUUGUGAAAUUUAUAAAAAAUACUUAGUGAGCAGUGGCCUUUCUGCUAUUUUCCAUUAAUAAAAAAUGUGUUAUGAUUUUC
Molecule: messenger RNA, 2860 nt
Organism: Austrofundulus limnaeus
Lineage: Eukaryota; Metazoa; Chordata; Actinopteri; Cyprinodontiformes; Rivulidae
Gene: lingo1b
Product: leucine rich repeat and Ig domain containing 1b
Exons: 2
Coding region: 293-2164 (623 amino acids)
Cellular component (GO): plasma membrane
Molecular function (GO): protein binding
Source: RefSeq, a predicted model, not a curated record